AUGGAAACUGAAAAUGCAACAUUGCUGACAGAGUUUGUUCUCACAGGACUUACUUAUCAACUAGAGUGGCAAAUCCCCCUGUUCCUGGUAUUCCUGGUUGUAUAUUUCAUCACUAUUGUGGGGAAUCUUCUUCUGAUUGCACUCAUCUGCAAUGACCCUCACCUUCAUAUUCCUAUGUACUUAUUCCUUGGGAGUUUGGCUUUUGUGGAUAUUGGGUUAUCAUCCACAGUGGCCCCCAAGAUGCUAGUCAGCUUCCUAGCCAAGAGUAAGAUCUCUCUCUCUGAAUGUAUGAUACAAUUGUUUUCCUUUGUAUUCAGUGCAACCACAGAGUGUUUUCUUUUGGCAGCAAUGGCAUAUGAUCGCUACGUGGCCAUAUGCAAACCUUUACUUUAUCCAGGGAUUAUGACCAAUAGACUAUGCAUCCGACUGUUAGUCUCAUCAUUUGUUGGUGGCCUUAUUCAUUCCACAAUUCAUAUAGGUGUUUUAUUCAGGUUAACCUUCUGUAAUUCUAACAUAAUACAUCACUUUUACUGUGACAUCAUGCCAUUGUUUAAGAUUUCCUGUACUGACCCUUCAAUUAAUGUUCUGAUGGUAUUUAUUUUCUCUGGGUCAAUACAGGUGUUCACCAUUCUAACUGUUCUUGUCUCUUAUACACUUGUUCUCUUUACAAUCUUAAAAAGGAAGUCUGUACAAGGCAUCAGGAAAGCCUUCUCCACCUGUGGUGCCCAUCUAUUAUCUGUCUCUUUAUACUAUGGCCCUCUUCUCUUCGUGUAUGUGCACCCUGAAUCCGCACUGGGAGACGACCAAGAUAUGAUGGACUCGCUAUUUUACACUGUCAUCAUUCCUUUGUUAAAUCCAGUUAUCUACAGCCUGAGAAAUGAAAAAGUAAUAAAUUCACUGGCAUAA
Ceratotherium simum simum (southern white rhinoceros) is the source of this 906-nucleotide messenger RNA. The record is from RefSeq and is a predicted model, not a curated record. NCBI's taxonomy places the organism in Eukaryota, Metazoa, Chordata, Mammalia, Perissodactyla, Rhinocerotidae.